This is a messenger RNA of Paramecium sonneborni, 1371 nucleotides long. The record is from the annotation of a GenBank genome assembly. Lineage: Eukaryota; Ciliophora; Oligohymenophorea; Peniculida; Parameciidae.
AGUAGAUGAAUUUUUUGAGCUUCUUUACAUCAUCCAAAAAACAAUAAUCAAAAUUAUACAAAAUUAAAGUAUGUAAAUAACUAUAUAUUAGAUCUAUAAAGAUGAACAAUGUUAAACUCAUUUCCAAAACUUAAACAUUGAAGAUAAUACAUAGUGCUAAAAAAUUUUAGAUUAAAUUGAACUGCAAAAUCAACUUGGGGAUGAAGUUUUAAUUUAUUUAUAAUUAGGUGAGAAAAGUACUCUUACUUUUUACUUGUUAGAAAGAAGGAAAGUGCAUUUCAUAAAGAAUAAUCAAUAAAUAAGAAUAAAUAGCAAAAAUUUUACAAAAUGCCUCAUAAAAUCUAGAUUUAUACAUAGUUUAUUAAGAAAUCAAGCUUUUUAAAUUACAAGAGAGUCAAUCUUAUCGCUAAAAAAUUUGGAAUCAUAGUAAUCUAAGUAAGGAUUAUUAAUAUAUUAAUUUUAAAGAUUCCAAGGAUUAUUCAUUUAGAUAAGGAACAUUAUUGAAAAAAAAUAAAUCAGGAUAAUAUAGAGAGAGAUUAUUUAAAUUAUAAAAAGAUACUUUAAUUUAUGAGAAGAAUGAUAAGAAUCAAAAAAAACAAACCUGCAUGUCACUCGAUUCAAUGUUAAUUGAAAAACAACCAGAUAAAAAUUUAACAUUCACAAUAAAGUGUGAUUAAAAAAAUUUUUAAAUUAAAGCAUAAAGUAGAACAGAUUUUGAUGGAUGGUAGGUAGAAAUCUUAAAGAAUAUUUAGGUUGUAUUCAUUGCAUAAUUAAAUUAUGAAGUGGAAAGAAAUGAAACUCUUAUUAGAUUACGAUAAGAAAAUUGAGUAAUGUACUUAUCAAAAAUUGGAAAAAUUGAAAAGCCUUCCUGCUCAAUUCAAAUCUGUCAAAUUUAUGGCAUAGAUGAAUUCUAACAUUACAAAGUUUAAUUAAUCAAAAUUUUAGAUAAUUUCAAAACUAUUUGGAAAAGAACAGAUCUGAUGUAGAAAAGAAAAUUUUCUCCUUUUUGGAGUUAGCUUAUAAGAGUGAAACACUGCAACAAGGAACGAAAAGCCAUAAAUAAAUGAUUGAGAUGAAAGACUUAUUAUUCAGUGAAAUCUAAGAAAUUAUUAAAGAUGAUCAAUACUUUUGUAAAUUUGAAAAAAUAUCAUCGAGCUCAUUUAAAUAAGAAAUGACAAUAUAUUUUGAUCAACAAAUUGUACCAGAAUUUUUUAUACAAAGUAAGUAGAAUUUUAUAGGAUAGUUAAUAUAACUUAGAUUCUAUUAGAUUUUUCUGUUCAUCAGUUUUAAUAGUUCUAUAAAUUUCCUUAGCUUAAUUUAUAAGGAUUUUCUUAAGAUUUUUCUCAUACCAUAAUCGCCAAAUAUGAAUGA